Messenger RNA from Rubroshorea leprosula, 1737 nucleotides. The record is from the annotation of a GenBank genome assembly. NCBI's taxonomy places the organism in Eukaryota, Viridiplantae, Streptophyta, Magnoliopsida, Malvales, Dipterocarpaceae.
AAUUAUUUUUUUAAUGAUAAAAUUUAUGAUCUUGACACAAGAAUUUGUUAUUUAACAAAGUAAAAUUCAAGGACUCUUUUGUAAUAAUUAUUAAGGACUACCUAACCAUUUACCUAAAAUAGAUCUUUGAUCAUAAAAAUAGAGAUCGGCCAUCCGAUAAUGCUCUCCGAUCUCCGCGGAUCCCACUUAGGACGAACAAAAGCAUCGAAAUCCAAGAGCAACUUACAACCUACCGCACUCUAUAAUUUCUCUUAAGAAACUGAAGAUAACUUUCCCCUGGCGAAAAUCCUUCGCCUUAUCUCUGCUAAGGCAACAUAAAAACAGUCUUUAACGGAAACAGUCACCCAAAGUCAUGGCUCUAUCGUCCACCGCCGCAACCAUUUACGUUUCCCGUAAAAGUUUCCGUUCCCCAAUACCAAAAAGCUCCUCCGUCAUCUUCCCAACAAAACCGAGUCGCCUUCGCGUUAGGAGCUCCGGUGAUGUAUCUGCGGAGGUCCCUGCAACAGAGGCAGAAGCCGAGAGAUCUAUCGAAGCUCCCAAAGAACCACCAUCCUUGAUUUCUGCUCUCAAUGUCGAGCGAGCUCUUCGUGGCAUAGCAAUAACAGAUGUGGAUCAUUAUGGUAGACUCGGACUUCAGAGAGGUUGUUCAUAUGAACAGGUUACGGUUGCGUAUAAGAACAAGGUUCAGGAAGUGCUGAAUAGGGGGCUUGGCGAAGAAGAACUCAGCAUGGAAAUGGAACUUUUGAAAGAAUCGUAUGGAAUAUUGUCUUCUGUGGAAGAACGAAGAAUGUAUGAUUGGAGCUUGGCUAGAAGCGAACAGCCCGAUACAUAUAUGUGGCCGUUUGAGGUCGAUAUCACCCAAACUCCAACGGAGGACCCUCCACCACAGGAGCCUGAGGACGUUGGGCCAACAAGAUUAGUUGGAUAUUUCAUACUGGGAUGGCUUGUUCUUUCUUUUGCAUUAUCUAUUGCUCUCAACAGAUAGGAAAAUGUAAAAUGGCUAUUUCCAUAACAUGAAUAAAAUUAUGAAAUUUCUUCGAAAAAUCAAUUAAGGUUAUUUUUAUUAGCAAAUUUUUUUUAAAAAAAAAAGGGAGUUAUUUUUAUUAGCAGCCACGUAAAGUUUAGUCAUCUAAAAAGUAAUAAUAAUUACAAAAACAGAAUUCUUAGUUUCAUAAAUAACCUUAAAAAAAGGGAAUCUAGUUAUAGAAGAGACAAAUUUUCAAAACUAAACUGAAUUUCUUUUUUUACCAAAAUCCUAAUCCAAUUUAAACCAUAAAAUUUUUUCGGAUGAAAAUUGAAAUAAAACAGCGACCCUGUCACCAACAUGGGACUUUGAGUCCAACCACAUAUUACCUGUAUUUUUUUUUUUUUUUUUGAUUACCUGAAUUAAUUCACAGUCCACGAGGAGAAGGGGUCGGUUUAAGUAUCAAGUUAUGGUUUGACCCAAUUUCUCUAUUGUAGAAGUUAAACCUAAUCUAAAAAUCUAGUUCUCUAAAAGGUCUUUCCAUUUUUUUUAAAAAAAUCUAUUAUUUUCAGCUUUUAAAUAAUUAGAUAAGAGUUUCAAAAUUUUCAGGACGUCCUAUCAUGCUAAGACGUUUAUCAAGCCGUUCAUCACAUGAAUCUCAAAUUGAGACCCAUGUGAUUCAAACUCAUGUGAUUGACGACUUGAUGAAAAUCCUAACAUGUAAGAACUUCUUAAUUUUCCCUUUUUGCAUUAAAUAAUGUACUCUAAAAUUU